UGUACUCUAUUCGAUGAAGCUUGUUCUGUUCUCAACAAUUUUCCUAAUAACUCAACCUUUAAAUAAAGCAAAGAUUUUAAUUCAAGGACGGAUAAAAAUCCGAAAAGAUUCGUUGGUGGAUUUGUCAAGGCCCAAGCCUAUCAGUAUAGACGUAACUGCUUGAAUCGGUAUGCUCUAGUUUGACUGCUCGAUUUCUAAAAUUUCUCAGAUUUUUAUUUUCUACUUUUUUUUUCGGAUUUUUUAAUGGUUUUGCUCUCUUUGUUAUCAUGGUGAUUUUGAUGAACUACGAGAACGUUAAGUUAGAAGUAGGAAUGACUGGCUAGCUCAUCAUGUGUUUGAUGUAAUGCCUGGCACGCGUUUUAUGUUAAUGCGCAUUUCUCUGUUGAGUUUGUGGGAAAUCUUUAUUAUCAGUUUGUGGGGGGAUCUUUACUCUUGAACGGGAUGCUUGAGAAGAUGAGAGGAAGAAAAAUAUGCUUUUGGGGUUCAUAUGCUUUACCCACUGUCACUCCACCCCUAAAAAUCAGUCCAUGAAGCACACUUUACUCCUAAUAAAACCUGUGCAACAACCCACAGUCUCCAAACAGCCCACUAUCUCAUUUGUUCAAGAUAAUUCUAUUGGGUUGAUUUGGUCAAAUUUGACCGGGCCAAAAUUCCAAGACAGAAAGCUAGGUCUUUGAAGCCUCCGUCCCCCUCAUCUUUGAUGCAGAGCUAAUAGACUUGAGGUGUGAGGUCUUGUUGCAUUAAGUCCCUAUAAUAACUUCAAUGUCAUAAUCUCGACGCAUGCAUAUCCAGAUUGAAACAAAAGUUCCAAAAGAAGUCAUCGAGGUGUAAACAAAAGCAUAUGCCAAGAAGGUAUUGCCGAGAGGACAUGACUUGGGAUGUGAAGUCAAGUUCUUCUACUGCUGACAAUUCUUCGAUAGUUCGGUUCUUUUUAUCAACUGAGGUUUAGCUGAGACUCUUGCAUGAAUACUGAAAGACGUAAAAGCUAUAAAUAGAUAGUAAGAGUUUAAAGAUAUAUCAUUCCUAUCACAUUUGCAGAAUCCAUUCCAAUGUCACCACAGUUUGUAUUUUCAGCGCUCACAGCUCUAGUCCUCCUUUCAUGUCCACAAGCUUCCACAUCCACCCCCACCUUCCAUCCAAAACAUGACAAUGUCACUGAUCGACAAUCACUUCUCUCCUUCAAAUCCACGAUAUCCGGCGAUCCUAGAGGAUCACUGGCCUCGUGGAACGACUCUCUUCAUUUCUGCCGAUGGCAAGGCAUCACUUGCGGUGGCUUCCAGCAUCCUCAAAGGGUCAUAUCCUUGAACUUGAGCUCCCUCGAUCUUGUUGGAGUUAUUUCAGCGGCCAUAGUAGACCUCACAUUUCUCAGAAGGAUUGAUCUGUCGGACAAUCAAAUUAGCGGAUCCAUCCCACAAGAGAUUGGUCGCCUUUCCAGGUUGACAUAUCUUAACUUGAGUUCGAAUUCUCUUGAAGGAAGUAUCCCUGCUUCACUCUCUCACUGUUCAAAAUUAGAGGUACUUUUUCUGCGGGAUAACAAGCUCCAAGGUGAAAUUCCAGUCAGUCUCAGCAAUUGCUCCAGCCUACAGGUCCUAAAUUUAAAAAACAAUAGCCUCACAGGACGUAUACCUUCUUCAUUAACAAAUCUUUCCUUUCUUUCUGUUCUAUCUAUGUCUGGAAACAAAUUAUAUGGCGGCAUCCCACAUACCAUUGGAAACCUUACUUCUCUAACUCAACUCUUCCUAUACAAUAACAACCUUAGUGGCAGCAUCCCAUCUAGCAUAGCUAACCUCACCUCUCUAACUGAACUUUAUCUGUACAAU
Asparagus officinalis (garden asparagus) is the source of this 1820-nucleotide messenger RNA. RefSeq names its product LRR receptor-like serine/threonine-protein kinase EFR. Gene Ontology annotation, molecular function: protein binding. The transcript has a single exon. The annotation marks the transcript as partial. The record is from RefSeq and is a predicted model, not a curated record. NCBI's taxonomy places the organism in Eukaryota, Viridiplantae, Streptophyta, Magnoliopsida, Asparagales, Asparagaceae.